Messenger RNA from Pseudo-nitzschia multistriata, 1255 nucleotides. Lineage: Eukaryota; Bacillariophyta; Bacillariophyceae; Bacillariales; Bacillariaceae. The record is from the annotation of a GenBank genome assembly.
GGUUUCCACAGGCGGAACCCACCGAUUCAUCGGACCCGCGAGGGGCACGGAUGCCUUGGGCGUCGUACGCGGUGGUGCUCCUGGCGGUGGUUGCCUCCGUGGUCUUUGGGAACAACGAAUGGUAGCCGCAUUCGAAAGCCACCAGCCCUUGCCAUGCCGGAGGUGUCUUUCGUCCCCCGGAGACGGAUCGCGCAAUGGGUUCGCGGGGAAACUCGGUGGGGACGGGGAACGAACGCGGGCCAUCCCCCCCCCGUCGAUUGCGGAAGGAUGCACCGCUGCCGGUACGGUACACAUCCGUGGGCAUGGCAUCGAUGCGGCCGGACCCUUCCGCGGUAUCGGAUGGGGAAGAGCCGGGGCAUGGCUCGUCGGGAACGGAACGCCCGAUCGGACGAGACGCACGCACGCACGCACGCACCGUCAAACACAGCAAGAACAGAAAACAAAGUGCCGUCGUUCCCGAGCGGGAAGGGACGGUUCGGAACGCGCGACCAAACACCGGCAAAGGCACCAGAGUGCGAUACGGCAGAGACCGCUCGACCGGCAAACGAGCGAGCAAGCAAUGGUCCGACCCCUUUCUCAGAGCAUGGGAACCCGUGACUCCCUCCCCGCGUACCAUGCCGCACACGGUGCCUUUUGCUAGCAACUCCAUUCGCAUACAUACUAAACAGUGUUCAAGUUUGUGGUGCAGUACAGUACUCGUACUUUUUGUCAUCGGUAUACGGUAAUAGUAUUGUUUAUGGGUGUGUAUGAGUCGAGUACAGUGCAUCGCGUGUGUCCACGCUUGMACGGUACCAUGUGCACCGAGCCCAUACAACACGAGCGACAAACCAUGGAACGCAAUCCCCGUGCCRGUGUGUACCGAUCAACGUGCAACACGACACGGCACCGCACCAAACCGAAACCAAAACCAAUCCAUCCCCCGCAACGCAACGCAACCCGGGACUACUGUUCCGCAACAAAGACCGCACCAAGAGCGGUUCGUUCUGUGAACGCGAACCAGCAUGCGAUGCCGCGUCAUGGAUUGAUUCUGUUCGCCCCACCGAGAUGUCCUCCACGAUUGUCCUCUUGCUUCGUUUUGUAUCGAUUCGAUUGACUCUGUUUCUUUGUUUCGUUCUUCCUUUCCUCCAUUCUCCCUCCGCCGRCCGCAAUGCGUUGCACGUAGUAUUGUGAUUCGAUUUGCGCCGCCUUCCAAGCCUUGUUUGUUUUCUUUGUUUGCUUUUGUUGUGUUGUGCUGUGCUGUGCUUUUCUCUGCCGU